GAAAAAAUCACAAACGUAACCAAAAUUUUUUUUUGCCUCUUAAGUUCCCUUUUUUCGUGGAACGUCACAUGUAAAAAUUAAAUAAGUUUAAUGUUUACAAUUAACACGUGGUUCGGGAGUGUUCGAAAUUUUUAAAAUCGCGUGUGAGUAUUUUUCUUCCAACCUGGUAAACAACGUUCGAAUGCUGAUCCUGGAUGGAUAUUGGGCAUGGGCGAAGGAUGUACACUACUGAAGGUCAGGAAGGAGGAUGCAGAGAAAGCAUGGCCCCUGCUAUCGCUCCGUCGAGGGAAUUCGCGAUUGAGAGGAAGAAAAAAUGUAUUUUGUGUAUAAAUUGUUGAUUUGGAGUAAUCAGCAGGAUGGAGUAUGUCAAGGAAACUCCUUUGUACCUCUUCCACUUAACAAACGACAUUGUGGCUCAAAUAUUUAAGGGUCUUUUUGAAGGAAAAUGGCACCAAAUCUAUUUGGUACAUCGGCCACUCUUCUUCUUGAGGCUUCUCAACAGGGAAUUUCUCAAGAGAAAAGUAUCACAAAACCAGAACCACAGUUAAUAAAAAUCAAAAGUGAUAAGCCUAAAUAUAAAUGGCAUAUCGUUUGGAGAAAUGUAAUAGCUUUCGUUUAUAUUCACGCUGCUGCUGUUUAUGGAUUGUAUCUUACAUUCACAACAGCAAAAUUCGCCACUUUUGUAACUGCUAUAUCAAUUGGUAUCCUAUCUGGAGUAGGUGUCACAGCAGGUGCACAUAGACUUUGGGCACAUAAAUGUUAUAAAGCCAAAUGGCAAAUGCGAUUAAUUCUAGUAUUUCUGCAAACAGUUGCUUUUCAGAAUCAUAUUUACGAAUGGGUGAGAGAUCACAGAGUACAUCAUAAAUUCACAGACUCUGAUGCAGAUCCACAUAAUGCAAAUAGAGGUUUCUUCUUUUCUCACAUAGGAUGGUUGAUGGUUAGAAAACAUCCCGAUGUCUUUAGUAAAGGUGUUAAAGUCGAUAUGAGUGACAUGGAGAAGGAUCCACUUAUUGUGUGGCAAAGAAGAUUGUACGUUAUUUUGAUGCCCAUCUGCUGUUUCUUGAUUCCAACUUGGCUACCCUGUUACUUGUAUGGAGAAAAACCAAUUGUUGCCUGGUACUUAACAUUAUUGAGAUACGCCUUGACACUUAAUGGAACAUGGCUGGUUAAUUCAGCAGCUCAUAUUUGGGGAACUAAACCUUAUGACAACACAAUCAGUCCAACUGACAGUCUCAGAGUUGGAUUCUUAGCAUUUGGAGAAGGUUGGCACAAUUAUCAUCACGUCUUUCCAUACGACUACAAAGCGGCUGAACUUGGAAAUUACAGAGCAAAUUUGACAACUGCAUUCAUUGAUUUCUUCGCUUGGAUUGGAUGGGCUUAUGAUUUAAAAACAGUUUCAAUUGAAACAAUAAAUAAAAGAGCUGCCCGAUCAGGUGAUGGUACUCGAUUGCCAGUUCCAACUGAAAAAGAUUCACAAUUAGAGAAUGAUAACAAAUCAGAAGAUCAUCAUCAUCAUCAUAAUCAUUCUCACGAUAAUUGCGUAUGGGGCUGGGAUGACAAGGAUAUGCUUGAAGAGGAUAAAAAAGACGUUCAAAUUUUUAAUAAACGUGAUUGAAUUUCAAAAAAAAAAAAAAAAAAAAAAAAAAUGUUUUCAAACAAAAA
This is a messenger RNA of Leptopilina boulardi, 1662 nucleotides long. Its product is annotated as acyl-CoA Delta-9 desaturase-like. Gene Ontology annotation, cellular component: endoplasmic reticulum membrane. Gene Ontology annotation, biological process: unsaturated fatty acid biosynthetic process. Gene Ontology annotation, molecular function: iron ion binding; stearoyl-CoA 9-desaturase activity. The record is from RefSeq and is a predicted model, not a curated record. Bases 446 to 1615 code for a protein of 389 amino acids. The transcript has 8 exons. Lineage: Eukaryota; Metazoa; Arthropoda; Insecta; Hymenoptera; Figitidae.